This is a messenger RNA of Linnemannia hyalina, 1668 nucleotides long. Lineage: Eukaryota; Fungi; Mortierellomycota; Mortierellomycetes; Mortierellales; Mortierellaceae. The record is from the annotation of a GenBank genome assembly.
AUGGAAGCCAUUGAGCAACGCAUCACAGAACAGGGCAACAAGGUCCGUUCCCUCAAGUCUUCCAAGGCAGACAAGGACGUGAUCACCGCAGAGGUCGCCAUCCUUAACGCCCUCAAAGCCGAGCUCAAGGCCCUCUCUCUCUCUGACCCCGCCGCUGCCGCUGCUACUGCUGCCCCUGCUACUAAGCCCGCAAAGGGUGAUGACAAGAAGGGCAAGGGCGCCUUCACCCUCAAGAACGCCAAGGGUACCAAGGAUUACACUCCUCAAGAGAUGGCUGUCAGGGAAAAGAUCUUUUCGACCAUCAUCAAAGUCUUCAAGAAGCACGGAGGCACUACCAUCGACACACCCGUCUUCGAGCUCAAGGAGAUUCUCUCUGGAAAGUACGGCGAGGACAGCAAGUUGAUCUACGAUCUCGAGGACCAAGGAGGCGAAAAGUGCUCGCUUCGUUACGAUUUGACUGUUCCUUUUGCCCGCUUCUUGGCCAUGAACGGAAAGGAGUACCAGAACAUCAAGCGCUACCACAUCGCCAAGGUCUACCGUCGCGAUCAGCCCGCCAUGACCAAGGGCCGCAUGAGAGAGUUCUACCAAUGCGAUUUCGAUGUUGCUGGAACAUACGACGCCAUGAUCCCCGAUAGCGAGUGCUUGAGAGUGUUAGCCGAGUGCUUGACAGAGUUGGAUUUGGGCGAUUUCACGAUCAAGCUGAACCACCGCAAGAUUCUGGAUGGUAUCUUUGAGGUCUGCGGUGUCCCCGAGGACAAGAUCCGCACCAUCUCGUCUGCCGUCGAUAAGCUAGACAAGCUCCCUUGGGCUGAGGUCCGCAAGGAGAUGACCGAGGAGAAGGGUCUUGACCCCAAGGCUGCUGAUCUUAUCGGUGAAUACGUCCAGUUGAAGGGUGGCGCUGAGCUCUUGGAGCGCUUGUAUGCCGAUGCCAAGUUGGGCGCUAACACUCGUGCCAAGGAGGGUUUGGAUGACAUGACCCUUUUGUUCAAGUACCUGAACGUCCUCAACGUCACUCGCUACGUCUCCUUCGAUCUCUCCCUUGCUCGUGGUCUUGACUACUACACCGGCUUGAUCUACGAGGCCGUCUUGGAAGGCUCUGCUCCUCCCACUUUGGCAAAUGGAGAGAAGGCUCGUGCUACGGUCAAGAAGGGCACUGACGAGUUGGACGAGAGCACUGUCGGUGUUGGAUCGAUUGCUGCAGGAGGACGGUACGACAACCUUGUGGGCAUGUUCUCUGGCACCAACAAGAAGGGCCAGCCCAACCUGCUCAUCCCCUGUGUCGGUAUCUCGAUCGGAGUCGAGCGUGUGUUCUCGAUCCUGAUGCAGAAGCAAAAGAAGGAGGAUAUCAAGAGUAACGAGGUCGAGGUCUACGUCGUUGGGUUGGGAGGUGUCUCUGUCGAGGAGAGGAUGAAGAUUUGUACUGAGCUUUGGGAUGCCGGUAUCAAGGCCGAGUUUGCUUACAAGCUGAAGCCCAGGACGCAGAACCAAUGGGAUGCCUGUGAUCGUGACAUGAUUCCCUUUGCGGUCAUUGUUGGAAACGAUGAGAUUGAGAAGGGACUUAUCAAGAUCAAGGAUAUGCGCUCCAAGGAUGAGUCCCAGAAGGGAGGAAUCGAGUACCCCCGUACCCAGAUGAUUGCCGAGAUCAAGAGCCGUCUUGCCCAGCUUUAG